UUAAUUUUUAAUUUUUUUUUUUUUGUAACAUCAAAAGUUCAUUUUUGAGGUAAACAGAAAAUCCAGCUUAUUAUAGUUUACUGGGACUAACAACCCCCGGACAAAUUUGGAAAAAAAAUUCUGCAAAGUGGGUGGUGCUUUAAGGAACAAUGAGACACAGCCUAGUGUGGGGCCACAUGUAGAGGGGAUAAGCAAGGCUGUAGUAAGCGCCGUUACCAACUUGGUACUUUGUGGUUAUAGUUUUCUCCAAGUUGCGCUUAAGAAAGUAUGAACAUGGGCAAAACUGAGGAACUCUAUCAAUCAACCAACUGGAUAUUAAAGUAUGUCACCGGAGAUUUGUUCUCCUGUCCACGCGAUGAAUCCUUGGCCCACUGCAUCAGUGAAGACUGUCGCAUGGGAGCAGGCAUAGCGGUGAUGUUCAAGAAGAAGUUUGGUCGAGUCUCAGAGUUAAAGGAGCAGAAGAAGCUGCCGGGGCAGUGUGCUGUCCUGACACAUGAUCAACGUUUCAUCUACUAUCUGAUCACAAAGAAAAAAGCCAGCCAGAAACCCACGUAUGUCAACCUAAGACAGAGUCUGGAAGACAUGAAAUCUCACUGCUUAGAAAAUGGUGUCAAUAGGAUAUCAAUACCCCGAAUUGGCUGUGGCCUGGACCAGCUGCAGUGGUCAAAGGUGUCAAAGAUCCUGGAACAGAUCUUUAAAGAGACAAAUAUCUCCAUCACAGUGUACAGCCUGCCCUGUGUUGGGUCAAAGCUUCAAAUGCAUGCCAUGUAGUACAUUUUCAUUGGGGGUUUUUUAGCUUUAAAUCCUUUAUAAUCCCUUAAAAUUUUGGAUGAAAUCAACACUCCUUAAACGGUUUUAAGGAAAUAAUAAAUAAGGAAACAAUAAAAACCUCCACAUGAGAUGUUUAGAUACAAGACUUUUAACAUCCUGCUGAUGUAAAAAUGAUGUUUCCUGUCAUUAAAGAUACGAAACUUAUUGUAAACACUGAUGUUGCACUCUGUCACUAUCGCACUACAUGAUGCUACUACUAAAUCAUGCUACAUAAAGUGAUACAACAAAUCACAUGAGGCAGGUAAAAUACAAUAGUUAUGCCUAAAAUUUGUUUUUUUGUUUUUCUAAAUCUAUAUAGUUGUUGAAAACGUAGCUUUUCCUGUGAAUCUGUAAAUCUAAAUUGUGAAAGAGUUUGCUUCUCUAGCUUUAUUUUCCUGACCCAAAUUCAGGAGCAAGAUUGCUGUCACAAGUUUUUUUUGUCAUGAGUUUUUAGUGAUUCUGAUGCUUGACUUUUUUAGUAUUUGUAACCUGUGAAUGAUGUUGUACAGGAUACUAUGACUUAUAUCUUUGAAAAUUGCUUUGUAAAUAAAAUUUAAGAUCAUGGUUUUUGACAACCUGUACCUGUUAAAACACCAGGCAACGGUAUGUAGGAAAAUGCAAUUUGAAAUUUUUAAAAAUUUCUUAGUUUUGCCUCUAAAAUGAACUUUUGAUGUUACAAAAAAAAAAAAAUUAAAAAUUAAAAAUACCAAUCUU
Xiphophorus hellerii (green swordtail) is the source of this 1524-nucleotide messenger RNA. RefSeq names its product ADP-ribose glycohydrolase OARD1-like. Gene Ontology annotation, biological process: peptidyl-glutamate ADP-deribosylation. NCBI's taxonomy places the organism in Eukaryota, Metazoa, Chordata, Actinopteri, Cyprinodontiformes, Poeciliidae. The record is from RefSeq and is a predicted model, not a curated record. The transcript is spliced from 4 exons. The coding region runs from base 268 to 771 and encodes 167 amino acids.